AUGUUCGCCAAAGGGAAGGGCUCGGCGGUGCCCUCGGACGGGCAGGCGCGGGAGAAGCUGGCGCUGUACGUCUACGAGUACCUGCUGCACGUCGGCGCCCAGAAGUCGGCGCAGACCUUCCUGUCCGAGAUCCGGUGGGAGAAGAACAUCACGCUGGGCGAGCCCCCCGGCUUCCUGCACUCCUGGUGGUGCGUGUUUUGGGACCUUUACUGCGCAGCCCCCGAAAGGCGAGACACUUGUGAACAUUCGAGCGAAGCGAAAGCCUUUCAUGACUACAGCGCAGCUGCUGCCCCGAGUCCCGUGCUUGGAAACAUUCCCCCGAACGAUGGGAUGCCCGGGGGCCCCAUCCCGCCCGGUUUCUUCCAGGGACCGCCUGGGUCACAGCCCUCGCCACACGCACAGCCUCCACCCCACAACCCUAACAGCAUGAUGGGACCCCACAGUCAGCCGUUCAUGUCGCCGCGCUACGCCGGAGGUCCCCGGCCCCCCAUCAGGAUGGGCAACCAGCCCCCGGGCGCCGUUCCCGGUACACAGCCGUUGCUGCCCAAUUCGAUGGAUCCCACGCGACAGCAAGGGCACCCUAACAUGGGCGGCCCCAUGCAAAGGAUGAAUCCUCCACGAGGGAUGGGCCCCAUGGGUCCCGGUCCGCAGACUGACCCUUGGUUAUCGUUGCAGAACUACGGCAGCGGCAUGAGACCUCCACCCAACUCCCUAGGUCCCGGCAUGCCUGGAAUUAACAUGGGGCCGGGAGCCGGCAGACCGUGGCCGAACCCCAGCAGUGCUAACUCAAUCCCAUACUCUUCUUCAUCGCCUGGUACAUACGUGGGUCCGCCCGGCGGCGGCGGUCCUCCGGGGACACCCAUCAUGCCUAGUCCCGCAGAUUCAACAAAUUCAAGUGACAACAUCUACACAAUGAUUAAUCCAGUACCGCCCGCAGGCAGUCGAUCGAAUUUCCCGAUGGGCCCCGGCUCCGACGGCCCCAUGGGUGGCAUGGGCGGCAUGGAGCCCCAUCACAUGAACGGAUCGUUAGGGUCAGGAGACAUAGAUGGACUUCCAAAAAAUUCUCCAAACAACAUAAGUGGCAUUAGCAAUCCCCCGGGCACUCCAAGAGACGACGGGGAGCUGGGAGGCAACUUUCUCCAUUCCUUCCAAAAUGACAAUUAUUCCCCCAGCAUGACGAUGAGUGUGUGAUUUCCCUCCCCCUCCUCCUCUCCAGGAUCAAGAGAGUCAGCUGCCGUUCGGAGGAUCUCAACGAAUUA
Messenger RNA from Gavia stellata (red-throated loon), 1259 nucleotides. RefSeq names its product single stranded DNA binding protein 3 (gene SSBP3). Gene Ontology annotation, biological process: positive regulation of transcription by RNA polymerase II. Lineage: Eukaryota; Metazoa; Chordata; Aves; Gaviiformes; Gaviidae. Gene Ontology annotation, cellular component: nucleus. Bases 1 to 1191 code for a protein of 396 amino acids. The transcript is spliced from 18 exons. Gene Ontology annotation, molecular function: single-stranded DNA binding; protein binding. The record is from RefSeq and is a predicted model, not a curated record.